Apus apus (common swift) is the source of this 465-nucleotide messenger RNA. Its product is annotated as HLA class II histocompatibility antigen, DQ beta 2 chain-like. The transcript is spliced from 3 exons. The record is from RefSeq and is a predicted model, not a curated record. Lineage: Eukaryota; Metazoa; Chordata; Aves; Apodiformes; Apodidae. Gene Ontology annotation, biological process: peptide antigen assembly with MHC class II protein complex; immunoglobulin production involved in immunoglobulin-mediated immune response; positive regulation of T cell activation. Gene Ontology annotation, cellular component: MHC class II protein complex. Gene Ontology annotation, molecular function: MHC class II protein complex binding.
AUGGUGGGUGAAACAAGAGACAGCAGCAGUGUGAUGUGCCAGGGCCAGGAGGUGCUGGGAAGCAGCUUUGGCAGUGUCAUUGCUUGGAGAGAGACAAAUCCCUGCGUCACUGCAAAGUCUCAGCUGGUUUGUUCUGCAACAAGGUUUUAUCUUUCUGAAAUGAAGAUCAAUUGGUACAAAAAUGGGCAGGAGGAGAUGGACAAAGUUAUAUACAAGGCCAUUCUCAUAAAUAGAAGUUAGUCUUUCCAGAUCCUGGUCACUUUGGAAGUCACUCCUAAACAGGGGUAUGUCUGUUCUUGCCAGAUGGAGCAUGUCAGCCUGGCAGUGCUGAUCACCAUGACCUGGGGAUCUGCUGUGAGCAAGAAGGUGACUGGAACGCUGGGCUUUGUGCUGGGCUUAGGCUUCAGUGUGGUGAUAUUAGUUGUCUCUCAGAAGAAAAAGAAAGGUGAAUUAUUCAUGAACUAA